AGCCAGCCCCUUCCUCCUUCCCAGCCGGUGCGCACAGCUUUGCGCGGGGCAGGGUGGGCGCCCCGCUGUCGCGGCCGCCGUCGCCGCCGGUCCUCCUGCCGAGCCCCGGCGCGGGGCAUGAGGAGCCCCGGGGCGCCGCCCGGAGACUACCCGGCUGCGCGCACACCUCGAGAGCGGCGGACCGGGACAUGAGCCGCGCGCGCGGGGUCCGGCCCCCGGCGGCCAGCCCCAGCUGGCGGCGGCCAGCGGAUCGGCGCUGCCCGGGAGAAUGAGGCAGGAGCCGGCGGCAGCCUUCUCUUUCUCCUCUUCCUCCUCUUCGCCUUCCUCCGGCUCAGGCACCGCGGGCCCGGGCCAGGCUGUGGCUCUGCUGCGUGCCCCGCGCGCCCCCCGCCCGCCUCCGGAUGCACUGCUCGGUUAGCCUGGGGAGGAAGAUAAAGACAUUUGCAACCAAGAUGGUAAUCACGAGUGGCAAUGAUGAAGACAGAGGAGGCCAAGAAAAAGAGAGCAAAGAAGAGAGUGUCUUGGCAAUGCUGGGGAUUAUCGGGACCAUUCUGAACCUCGUCGUCAUCAUAUUUGUAUACAUAUACACCACUCUGUGAAUGGCCCAGAGGGUCCUCAGGCCUUGGCGUGGCCAAAAGACGGGAGUCCUGUGCGUCUGCAGGUCAGUGACGGGACACUGCGCAAACAAGCAGCGUUGACCUACACACACCGUUCAAUCAAAUGUACCUUCGAACUUGAUAAAGGGUCACCAAAAUAAACCGAUCAGACACUAAAGCACAAUGAAUCCAACAAAACUCAUUCACACAGCAAGGAACUCAACGUCGUCGGCAGGGGACCCGAAAGAACGCUUGGAAGACUCGCCUCUGACGCCGUCUGGGAGCGGAUGGGUGCAGAGAUUCAUUAUCCCAGGUCGCUGACGGAUGUCACAUGUUCGAAAAGAGGAACAGGGCGGACGCAGCUCACAGUGGACGCAGCUCACGGUGUGUCUCCCAGGACACGCAGUUCCUCCUUAACUCGAUGAGCUAUUUGGUACAAAAAACCACAGGGACAAUCCUUUGACAAGCAUCCCAUUCAUCAAAAGUGUCUAUUUGAUACCGGGGAGAUAACUUAUUUUUCUUUUUUCAUUGGCUUGACGUGUGUAUCUGUUCAUAUCAAGGUUUAUAAAUAUAUAUUUUUAAUAAAUGUGCUCUAUUUUUCAGCAUGAACCGAAUAUUUGGAGAGGCGCUCCUGGAUCCAUGGAGCUUUCUUUGGUUUUACCUGCUUAAACCCCUAGACUGCAGAUGUUCUGUUGUGUAAUCACUCUGGUCCUAAUUCUCUCAUCUUGUAUUGUUUACCUUCUCUCUCCCUCUAGCUCUUCUCGGUCUGGAGGACGUCUUUCCGUAAUACCAGCCGUGAUCUUGGUUGGUGCAUGUUUUAAGAUUGUCUGUUGUUAUAUCGGAGAUAUAAAAUGAUCGUGGGCAUGUGGACCUCGGAUGCACCAUAUCCUUACUGAGAAUUAUGCAUGAGCAAGGGCUGAGUGAUAGAUCAGCUUUAAAAAUUUUUUUACAAGGACUACCAUGGAGGAAGAGCGAGGCUACAUCUGCAGAUCAACUCUAGGAUGGAGUAUUCAGCUUCUCACUGGCAACAUUAUUAUUUCAUUCUUGUGACCAUUUGUUGAGCACAUUUGAUUUUAAUGGCCACAUACUAUGAAAGAUGGGAAGGACAAGGGGGAGAGCUCAGCUUUAGGUGCAUAAUUCCUUCCUUAGUGAGCCGCCUGGGAUCCUUUCCAAAGUAGGUGGGGCGUAAAUGGCACAUGGAAUCCCCACUGUAGGAGCUCACCUGGGUGUUUCAGGCUGUGAGGACACCCCUGAGACAGGUGACUUUUUCAAGGGCACUAGAAGGGUAUGCAACGAUCACCCUAAAAGAUUGCUGCAUUUCUUAAAGGUCCUGGUUUACACCCACAUGAAGCUACUUCCUCCCUGGCAGGAACAGUUGAAUAAAUGUGAAUUUGCCCUGUUCUGCUCCCCGAAAUGGGCCUUUCACUGGCUGCAGCGGCACGGCCUUAAAAAAAGAGGGUUAGAAUUCCUUCUGCUAGUGUCAGCCUUGCCCGUGGGCAAAAGAAGCAGCAGUCUGCCUAGUUGGAUUCGAAUGAUGCCCAGGAGAUCUCCACCGCCAGAUCUCUCCAUCCGUCUGUUGUGGUGUCUGAAAUUCUACCGUUAGAGAGUCAUUUCUUGGACUCUGCUAGGGACCAGGCCCUUUUAUAAAGCAAAUGCCCUGAGCACCUGGCUCCCAUCAGGUGUCUUCUCUUCCCCACCAGAAGAAACAAAGUUGAUGUGCAUUCAGGGAACACAUGUGCCAGGCGCUGUGCCAGACCCUAUAUUCCUUUAAGUCACUGAAUCUUCCCAGUAAGUGAGCUAGGGAGUCUUUAUCCCACAUUAUAGAAGAAGAAAGGAGAGCUCAGAGAGAUUGGGAAGCUUCCCUGAGAUCAGGUGGCUUCUAGUGGUGAGUCAGGAUGCAAAGCCCCGAUCUGUCUGAUUCCCUAGCCCAGUGAGGGUCGGUCAAAUGCUGGGAAAAGAGGGAAUGGAGAGGUGGGGAUGGUCCAGGAAAGGGCCCUUGGGGGUCAGAUGCAAACCAAUGGCUUUGCUGAGGGCAGUUCUGCACCCCUCCAUCCCUCCCUCAUAAAAAUAAACAACCCCUGGGAACUCCUUGCACCCUGGCAGAAUGUCAUACAUGUAAGGACGAGGGCCAAGAGGCUGGUUAGAAAUAUAAUGGACUAUCAGGGGAGGGAGCCGUCUCACAGGUUCUGUGUGGUUCUAGGAAGACUGUAUAAGAAUUCUUAACAGUGAACGGAGUAAACAAUAAAGGUGCAAUGGAAAAAAAAAAAAAAAAAAAACUACCGACGUCCUUUUUCCCCCUGCAGCGUCCUGGUAUUUUUCAAACUCCGUGUCAUUCCUUUACCUAUACAUAUUUU
Molecule: messenger RNA, 2950 nt
Organism: Balaenoptera ricei (Rice's whale)
Lineage: Eukaryota; Metazoa; Chordata; Mammalia; Artiodactyla; Balaenopteridae
Gene: TUNAR
Product: TCL1 upstream neural differentiation-associated RNA
Exons: 3
Coding region: 402-599 (65 amino acids)
Source: RefSeq, a predicted model, not a curated record